AUGAGGUCUGAAAAGGAUCAAAUGACCGUGGGCAAGGAGAAAAGCGUCGUCGAAAUACAGUUUAGAGACCUCCAGAGAGACCAGGAAAACAUCCCCGGUAACCCCAAGCAGAAGGAGGAGAAGAAAGAGGUUUUCACGAAGGUAUGUAGCUGAAUGUUUGGGAUGUGUCGCAUUGUUUACGCCGUGUGGAAAACGGACAUGGAGGCAUGGAGGGAGGCGGGGACAUUUCAGCACCGCGGACAGCGACGGGCAGCGCGAGGAAACAUCCACCACAACAGCACAGCAGCACACCUUUCUGUCAUCUCAACCUGCUACAAGAUUAUAUUUGUCAUUUACAACAAGAUUGAUUAGAUAUAAUGACAACAUUAUUGGUGGUUACACUGUCGUUUGUCUGCUAUUGUUAAAAUUAGUGUAGUAAACACAUUUUUUGUUGUGUUUUUCUGUUAUUUCUGUGUUAUAAAACAGCAUUUAAGUUCUUUUAUUCCAGUGUUUAGCUUACAGGACCUCAUCAAUGGAUUAUUUAUUAAAAAUGAUAUUUUUAUAGAUGCCUCUAUGUCCUUGCUACAGGUGGUGAUUCGAAGGCUUCCACCUAACCUCUCCAAAGACCAGCUGGAGGAACAGCUCAGUCCUCUUCCAUCUUAUGACUAUUUUGAGUUCUUUCCAGCUGAUCAAAGGUAAACACGAUGACAGUUUUGAUCGAUCAAUACAAAAGAAAAUCUCUUUCUUCUUUUCUCUAACCUGUUUCUCUUUCUUCUCGCUCCUAAACAGUCUCUAUCCCCACUUGUUCUCCAGAGCUUACAUCAAUUUUAAAAACCCUGAGGACAUCCUGCUGUUUAGAGACAGAUUUGAUGGUUAUGUCUUCAUCGACAAUAAGGGUAUGUCUUUUAAGGCUCAGUUUGACUUUGUUUGCAGGCACAGUCUGCUUUAUUAAAUACAAACAAAAGAAAGUUUGUUUAACCUUCCUCCCGUGUUAGCUUUCUCUACACACCCACCAUGUUCAACCCGUGUCUUAAAUCAUCUGUAUAUUACACUAAAAAAAUUUCUCUAUCAUCCAGUUUGGUUUGCAUCUCUAAGUUACCUUGUUAGGCUUCAUUAUCCAUGAAAAUAUUGCUUGUAUUAUUUUUUGUUGUGGUCCUCUGGGCCUUUCUUUGUCGGUGUACCCCUCACACAGACUUCUAUACUAAAUUGAUCUCACAUGUCUGGACAUGCCUGACGUUUUUUGUGCAGGGAAAACCAUGGCAAAAUGAGAAUUUCCUAAAUCUCACAUGAUUGGAAGAGGAUCUGACUGUCAGUGUGGUGCCUGUCAGUGCAAUUAUGAUUUCAUUUUUUGCUCUAAUUAUUAGAUAGUGAUCUAACCGGGUCAACAGCAACCCUAACACCACAAGUGUCAGAAUUUUAAUAAAAGCCUUUUAUAAUUUAGUCAAUUAAAUUUUUUUAUUUUGUUGAAAUAGAGGUUCCUGACGAAGUCAAAAAGUCUUGAUGCAAAAAAGCUAAUUUAAGUGGUUCUUUUAAUAAUAAUGAUAAUGCAUCAGAUUUUUUAUAGCGCUUUAUCAGAGACCCUCAAAGCGCUUUACAUUGGAUACAUCAUUCAUUCACCCACACAGUCACACCUCGGUGGUGGUAAACAACCUUAGUAGUCACAGCUGCCCUGGGGCAGACUGACGGAAACGUGGCUGCCAGUUUGGGGCUACGGCCUCUCCGACCACAACCACACAACACUCACUAUCAUACACCAGUGGAGGACACACCCUGGGAGCAAGGUGGAUUAAGUUUCUUGCCCAAGGACACAACGGACAGACAAGGGAUAGGACGGGGCUCGAACCGCCAACCUUUCAGUUAUUGGCCGACCGCUCUACCUCCUGAGCUACUGCUCUACUGCUCUACCUCCUGAGCUACUGCAUUUAAAAACAAAAACGGGUCGGUGCAGACCCUAACACAGGAGGAGGGUUAACAUCUAUAUGUGGGAUUUUAUGGACAGAGGGGUGGCUUUGAAACUUAUUUGCUAUAGUGACUGUUUGUAAGCUGUUCUGUAAAAUUAUAAGCAGCUUUUAUUCCAAUAUUUACUCAGGUCAAGAGUACCCUGCUGUGGUAGAGUUUGCCCCCUUUCAGAAGAUCUCCAAGAAGAAGCUGAAGAAGAAAGAUGCAAAAGCAGGGAGCAUCGAAGAAGGUACUGAGAUCGAAGACCAAGUUCUGAUAUACACUACAAAACACAAUUUUACCUGCCAAUAUAUCAUUUCUUAGUAUAUUCAAAUGAACAGUAUCACAAGUGUAUGCCAAAUUGAUCAUCUUAAUCUCCUUCAGACCCAGAAUACAGGAGGUUCCUGGAGAAUUACUCCUGUGAUGAGGAGAAGUCGAUGGCAAACCCUGAGACUCUGCUGGGAGAGAUUGAGGCCAAGACCAGAGAGCUGAUAGGUAAUAUGACAUCUAUAAAAUUACUUUUUUUCCCACUUAUGAAUCAUUGUGAUGAGAUUUAAGAUUCUUUUGUCUUCUCUACUUGUGAUUGUAGCCAAACGGACAACACCGCUUUUAGAGUACAUCAAAAACAAGAAAAUAGAGAAACAGGUAAAACAGCCAUGAUGCCUCAGUUGAAGUAAAAUAUUCAAACAAUUACUUCGUCUCAUGUGCUGAAUAUGUCUUCACAGAGAAUCAGAGAGGAGAAGAGGGAGGAGCGAAGACGAAGGGAGCUUGAGAAGAAACGACAGAGAGAGGAGGAGAAAAGAAAGCGGCGAGAAGAGGAGAGGCGCAAACGGAAAGAGGCGGAAAAGCAGAAGAAAUUAUCUGAGAAAGAUAUCAAGAUAAAGGUUGAUCUUUAAUUGUGAAAACAAGCUUCAUAUUAGAUGGUUUAUUCUUCUUUCAGGGAUGAUGUCUCAGAAUGAUCAAGUGUUUACGUCUCAUGGUUUAUGUGUGCUGUAGCUCCUGAAGAAGAGCGACAGGGAUGAUGACGUGGAUUCAGACCGAAUAAAGGACAAAAGUGACAUUGGGGAGUCGGACAGAGGAAAAUGGGAGAAAAGUGGUGGUCAGAUGAAGUCAAAGGAUCUCAAAGAGAAGUAAGAAACGGGAAAUUCCUUCACUUUUUAAGGGGGUGUGGUCAAGAUUUCUGGUAACAUGAACAAGUCACUUUUAAAUUUAUUAUGUAAGUUAUUUGGAAAGCUGUCAAGCCUCUUUGAAACGCAAAAUGAUCACAGUUAUAAUUGUAGCUUACAUGUAAAGAAUUUAACAAACCUGCAAUUCAGCUUGUAAAAUGAAAAAUUUUUAGCCAGACUCAUUGACAUUUUCAUGUCAAUGACUGGGUUUAAAUACAUGCAGGCAAAGGACUGGCUGUAAAACACACAACUACAAAACAUUCACAUUUAAAUUAAUUUCUAAUAUGAUUGUAGUUCCAUGAUUUAAGAGACUAAAAAUUGUAUAUUUAAGUAUAAAAUGCCAACAAGAAUUCUGAUAAUAUAAUAUAAUAUGAUAUAAUAUAAUAAUACAAACAAUGGUGGGUCUUGUGUCUCUGCAUCCUCCACUCUCACCACUAGAGGGCAGCCAGAGAGCGACAAGGAGCAGAGAGAGCAGCACAGCCGCAGACAGAGGGACAAGGAUCACCGUGGGAAGGACGAGGAGAGGAAACGACAGCGACACCACUAUGAGUUUGACAAGUUCAUGCGCCGCAAAGAUGAAACCAAAUGGGGGAAGGGCUACUGCCAGGACCGGGCCAAGAAAGAGGGACACCAUCACGGAUACUCGUAUUGUCCUGACAACGGGGACAAACUUGGGAAGGAGGACAGGGAUGACCUGGGUAACAGGAAGGAACGCCUCCGAAACAAGGUGAGCGAGAAGGUGAGCAUGAGAGGGGGGAAGGUGGUGACUAAUUAUUUCUCUUCUGAUGUGUAUACUGUGAUGUUUAUCCAUUUCCUGUGGUUUCACACUUGAUGAUUAACGGGUUGAAGUCAUUAUUUUUUCUUUUAUCAUGAGUGUGUCUGUGUCAGAGCAAGAGUUUUUUUGAAGUCACAAAUAGAGAUAUUCCUGCAAAUGAUUCAGCAUGCAUCUAUAGUUAAAACACUUGUGUAUGUACAGAAACCACUACAUAAAUUAGUAGAGAACAAGUUUUAUGAGGGCAGCUAACUUGCAGGCUGUAAGCAUAUUUUGAACAUUAAGUUAUUUCGUAAAUAUCAUUUCAACAUGACAUUUACUUUCACAAGCAAGUAAUUUCCCAACAGAGGCGCAGGGUUUGGGCUGUGUUUCUGCCAGUAUCCUCCAGGUGCUGCUCUUUUCCAACUUUUAUUUCUACUUCGACUUUGUCAAAGAUGGACACAAAACAACAAGGAUAGGGUCUCAGUUAAGUCUAGUAUGAUCGAAUUGUUUACGAACUGUGUGCUUAAGUGCAUUUCAGUCGUGAUAAAUACACAUUAUUUUAAGCGAAACAAGCUAAAUGUCACUGACUUAAAAAUCUUGAUAUCACAUGAUGGUAGUAGCCAAACAAAAAAGGUCAAUUUGCUUAGUCUUAAUGAUACAGAUUCACAAAUCUGAAACAGAUCUAUGACACCUACACCAUGUUAUUUUGUGGUAGCUUUAAAUUGUAGUGUUGAGUGAGAGUCACUUCUGGCGCUUCAGUGAAAGUUGACACAGGAUGUUGGGUGUGACUUAACAGCUUCUAACCAACACAUUUCCUUCACCUGCAAGCCCUGUCUGUGUUCAUCACAAACAAACUAAAGGCCUCUGUGUCUCAUAAAAGAAAAUUCAAUGUACAUAAAUUGAUAACUAUGUCUAAGCUUUGUGCUGCCUGUCUCUCCCAUGUCCCUGUUCUCUUGUCACCCUGCAGGACCGUCCAGCCAUGCAACUCUACCAGCCGGGUGCUCGCAACAGAAAGCGCAUGAGCUCAGCAGGAAAAGGCUAUGACUGCAUUCCUGUGAGCCACUCGCCUGAACCAGGAGCCGAGCAUUGUUAUGAUGUAGUUGCUAUGGCGACGGGAUUGGAAAAAGGGUUCGAGAAAAGGAAAGAUGAACAGUAAGUAGCCCAGACACUGAGGCAAUUUGAAGAUACAUCAUUGAUGUAUGUAAUGGCAGGAGAGCUUUUAGAAACAAACCUCACCUGAGGGAGGAAAACAGUUGUGAAGUCUUUUCAAGGGUUUUGGGUGCAGUGAAACUCAAAACUCAGUUUGUUUCACCAGCAGCUAAAAACUCUUUACAGGAGCUUCAAAGGUUUCUUUUGCAGGAGCAUGAAUAUUACACACAAUAGAAAUUUUAAAUGUGAGUCUGUUUAGCAUUUGAAAUAAUCCCAGGUAUCUGUCGUACAAUGCUGCGUUGAGUUACCUCGGAAGUCAGAUGUUCGAGCUGAAAAUAACGUUACACCCAAGUUCUCAGCCUUUCAGUUACCAAGUCAGAAAAAAGCAAACUCAGAGGCCUGAAACAAGAUGGCUACAUCUAGGAAGGUCAUUUAAGCACUUGCCUUAUAUUCGGACACGAUAAGCACUAAAAUAACGUUGAACAAUGUAGCCAUCUUGUUUCCGCCUGGUAACUCGGGUGUGACAUCAUUUUCAGUUCGGGCAUUCCGACUUCCGAGGUAACUCGAACGCAGCAUGAAUCCUUGAAAUCAACCAACAAAGUAGUUACCAUGGUGACAGCACAACUGCAUUUCUUACAGUACAAUUUGGUAUUUGAUUUUGAUCUGUUUUGAUGAAAAAGUCCUUUUUUUUUUCUCCUUAAAUUUAUCCUGUAAUUUCGUUUUGGAUUCCAUCAAACCUGUUUCAUCUUUGGGUCAUGAUGUUUAUGAAUUCUCCUUCCAAUUAGAGGAAGCUUGGUUUGAAAUCCAUCAAAAGAUCCUUGUGGACUCUACUGAACUCAGUGUUUGUGAUAAUUGAAUAGAUUUUAUUCAGAUUUAAAUAUAUAUCGUAAGUAUAACUUACAAAAACAUGAAAGUAGAAGAUGUAAUAGAUGAAAUUGUGUUUGUAUUUUUGUGCAUAAAAAUGAGAGAAUGAGCAGGGUUACAAAUAGUUGACAGAGCAAACAACUUUGAUGCCACUUUGUACAUUUGGUCCACCUUACUUUAAAGAGUCAUGACAGAGAUAUUCACUUUGUGCAUGAUCAACCAAGAGCCAAGAAGAACACAUUCUCUACAUUUCUAUAAAGCAUUUCUUAAAAAGAGUUGUCAAAUAAUGGCACUAAUGUAUCACAAUCAGCCAUUUUCUAUGCUUCCUGCAUGGUAAUCAAGUGACUCUGCCAACUAAAAGUUACAGAUAUUUAUAAAGUAACAUUGUCUCUUUAUCAAGCCUUAUAUGUUAUUUUUGCACACGACCUAACAUUUGUCUGUCACUCCUCUUGUAUCCUUUAUUUCUUCAAAUUGUAAGAAAAUAAAGCUUUCCUUGUGUUAUGCGUGAUAAAUUAGUGUUUCCGUUUUUCUCUGACAGUUUGGGUGAGGCUGCAGCCCUGCCUUUGGUACGCAUGAUAAAGCAGCAAGUGUGAGUCAAUUACAAAGAGCAAUGAAUGAAUGAAUGGAUGCACAUUAAAGUAAGUUUGGACACAGUUAGUUUUUUCAAUUUCAAUAUGAAACCCAACCCUUUUCUUUUUAUGAAUGUUCACUGAAUGCUCAGAGAUACCAGACAAAUAUGCAAUCUGCUCUCUCAGUCUUUUCUUGGGCAGCUAUUAAAAGAAGAUCAGUGAUAGUUAAGGUCACACUAUAACCCAGAUAAAGCAGAACUAUCAGAUCAACAGGAAACCAGCAGCACAGCACAUGUGAAUCUUGUGAGCGAUGAGUUCAAAUCUGGCGUUCUCACUUCACUUCACAACAUCCCUUUUAAGCAGACACGUGUGUCUGUGUAAAAGUGUUAUACAGUAUGCUGUGUGGGUAACAGGAGAUGCAAAUUCACCCCUCAUUGAAAUUUUUGGACAUAUUUUUCUUUAAACCGCAAACCACAAUGGAAAUACUCUGGUUUAUCUGUUGCGUAGUGAUAUACAAAUACAGUUCUCUAAAAUAAAAAUACAUGUUGAGCAAACUGACCUGAACUUUAGGAGCUAAUUUCUGAUGUGCUUGAUUUUGAAGUCACAUUUCUCAGAGAGCUAAUCAAUGAUCAGGAGAUGAUUUGGGCUGUUGUUUCUGCUCAUAAUUCAACAUAAUUUGUACUUUAAAAUCCCAAAUGAAGACAAGCCUGAGCACUUUUUGUCAUGUACAGAAACUUGGUAUAACUUUGUGACAUCUCUCCCUCUCUCCUUCUCUCUGCCAUGGUCUUUGUUGCAGUUUCAUGACACUUGUGUGAGUCAGUGAAAGUCGCAUCUUUUGAGGUAUUAGGAAACUCCAAACACGUAACACACAAAGUUAUUUUAAACUUCAUAUUUCGGGUUUGCUUAAAAAACUUUAUGUAAAUCUGAGUCCUCCCAGAGAAUUGAGGUGUAAUUCAGAAGUAAAUUCCACAUGAGGAAUAAGGCAAUCAUGCUAGUAUUCAAAACAGCUUAAUGUGUGUUUUCUGUGCUCUGACCACGUGGAGCGUAUUGGACGUUUGUGUCUUAAAAAGUGAUUCACCGGACUCUUCUGAUGGGUGAAGUCCCAAGAGUUGGUAUAGGAUGAAAGUUGUCACGUGAUCUGUUUCCUUUCUUUGGCACUGUAAUCAGCUCCAACCUCAUUUCCUCUGCAGUCACAAUAUCUGAACCUUCAUCUGUAACAGACACUCACAUGCCUACCUGUCAUCCGCCUCGUCUGCCUCCGCUUUCAAAAAGGUGAGCCCAACUUUUGCUGAGAUUUAUCAGAGGAAGUGCCAACCAGCGAACAAUACUUGCGCUUACAUUUUUAAUAUUAACAUGAAAUACAACCACACCACGUGGCAGGUACUUUAUUUUUUCAUUGUUUUCUUAUAUUUAGACAUUUUUAAACUCUAAGUGAAUGUAGAUAUAUGUAAAGAAGUUUAAUCUGUGAUUUUGUGUCUGUAUUUAGUUUAAAAAGUGAGUUAAUUAUUAACCCUGUAUGGUUUUUUCUUAAAAUGUUUUGAAGAUAAUGUUUUUUAUCUGCUUUCAAAUCUAUUUAUACCAACAUCACACAGCGCGAAUAAGAAAUAACAUCCCCACUGGUUCUUUUUACUACAUGUUAACUUUUAUAGUUCAAGAGUACUUAUUAUUGCCUCACAUUACUUUUUUUUCCCCAUAACUGUCCUUUUGUCAGCAAUGGGGUACUUUCCGUUGCACAACCUCAAACUGAAAUUGCAGUUCUCGAUAACGAGUGUCAGUUGGUUUCACCUCUGUUUUAUACAUUGGUGAUCCCCUCACUCUUACAUCACUUUAACACAACAUUACUGAGAAAGCACCUCUCAUACCAACAUGCAGCCCAAAGUGCACAAAAUAGGAACAAACCCUCUGAAAAUAAAAACAUAAAUUGAUGACAAGAGUUACUGUUUUAAGGAAUUAUAAUGCACUAUUGAAGUCUGAAGAAGUGACAGUAAAUUUAGAUGAGACAAAACAGAAACCAGAGGUUAAACUUCUGUAAAAGCACCAACAAAUACUCUCUGAUGUUACAAUUCCUUAAAAUUAAAAGCCAAAAGCCAGAAGAGCAGAAAAUUAGAGUGGUAACUGGAAAAAGGUUUAAAAUACUUUAAGAAAGUUUUCCUUAAGGGCAUUUUGAGUGUUUUCUCCUCACUGUUCAAUUACUAUCUCCUAUCAGACAGUACAGACUAAAAACGUUGAUCUUUUUUUCAAAGACAAUUAGCUUCCGUUCUUUAUCUGCUCCCCAAACCCUCUGACAUGUGACAAAAGCGCACAAGCCGUAGACAGUGACAGUUGGCACAUACCGCAAAUCAAGCGUGUCCUUUUCCUGUGUGAAAACAUCACCCAACAUGUGCUUGUCGCACGCAAACAACAACAUGGAGCAAAGUAAAGAGAGGCGUCUGGUCUGACGACCACAGUAUCUAUUUCACACCUCUUGUAAUGCUAUUAUGAGAACACUACAUGACUGUUCAUCUCUUGCAUGAAUGUCAAAUCACUGAGUAUUUUUAAACCAGCUUUUUAAAAGAAAAAACAUUUUAUUACAACCACAAUGAGACUUUUUUAAACCCCUGUUGCACAGGUGAUGAGAAGCCAUUCUCAUCCAGUCAUGACGGUCAACUCCAGCACCAGCCCAAUCGACAACGCCACCCUGGCCCUGUUUCAGAGUGCGAACGUCAGCCUUGCCAUCUCUGUCAUCUACAUGUUCAUCACUCUGUUCAGCCUGCUGGGAAAUGGCCUUUCCAUGUGGAUCCUUAUCUUCCGCACCUCCCCCAAGACUCCCUCCAUCAUCCUUAUGAUACAUCUUACCCUCACAGACCUGGCCCUCGGCACUGCGCUGCCCUUUCAGAUUGCCUACCAGCUCCAGGGAUACCACUGGAAUAUGGGACCCAGUCUGUGCAGGUAUUAUUAUAGUUGUGGGACAACUAGAUAAACAGUAAACAUCAUAUUUUUAUUCCCAGGAAAGUCAAAACAUGAGUGUUUUUCCAUUGACAUAUCAAACUGAUGCACACACACAAAAAAAAGCACCUCCCUUAAAAUCAGAUUGACCACCCCCAUAAUCCUAAUGUAUGAUUGGCUAUUUGCCUUAUUGGAGGUGUUUCAACAGGCUGCUGGUAGCCUUAUUUUUUAUUUCCUUUUGUUCACAUCAUAAAUCCUAGCUUUGGACAUUAAUCUUCUGUUUGAGUUCAAAGAGGCCAGCAGGUUCUCUAUGUUGCAAUCCUGUUCAGUCAAUUUUUUAAACUAUGAAAAAAAAUGUAGUCGUAUAACAUCCAGUUCAGUGUUUUGAUAAAGAAACACUGUCUAUUCAUAUGGAUGCUACGGCUUAGUGCCACCCUUUGAGUUGUCAAGCCCCUCGUUUCCCAACUGGUCCUUUGACCCUUUCAGAGCCUAUACUGUAAUCCAUUUAGUGUUUGCUUCAUGUCUGUUUUCUUCAGUUUGGUUGAUGUCUCUUUCAUUCUGACUUUUGUUUUUGCAUCCUUUGCUGCUUCUAUUCUUUUGUCUUUCUCUCUUCUUCUUUACUUCGUCUUUUUCAGGUCAGCUAUUAACAAUAAAUAUUAAGUUUUGUGCCCCUUCAGUCAAAAUUAGAAUACCCUCUAUGUCAUUAAGAACAGAAACUUCCACCAUGCUUCAGGCAAAGGUGAAAUGUCUUGGACUCCUUUCUGCAGAUUCAUUUAAUGCAAUCUGUGCUAUCAAGCUGUUGAGAAUUAAUCACUAUUGACCCAUCAGAACUUUGUAUUUCUCACAGUUGGGUAGACUUACCACUUUUUACUGAUCUAUUAUUUUCUGCUUCUGUUGUGAAAAGGUAAUAGACUGAAACUGAAAUAAAACUGUCUUCUUGUUUGUAUCCACCUGUAGUGUCCUGACCCUGGUCUUCUACACCAACAUGUACUGCUCCAUCCUGACCAUGAUGGCCAUCGGCAUUGACCGCUACCUGGGCAUCGUCCGGCCCAUGCUGUUCAGGCAGAUCAGGGGGAGGAAGGCCAUCGCUGUCUUAAGCUGCAUCCUCAUGUGGGCUAUUGUCUUGAGUGUCUUGCACCCGCUGAUGACCACAGACCUGACCUUUGAUAUCCCUGAACUCGGGAUAACCACAUGCUUUGACAUGCUGAAGAGGAAGAUGCUCCCUACCAAGGCAGCCUGGGCAGCCUUCAUCUUCAGCAUGGUGGUUUUCCUCUUUUUCUUGCCCUUCUGUGUUACGGCAUUUUGCUACAUCAGGGUGAUAGUCAAAUUGGCCAGCGAUUGCAAAACAGUUCAGAAAAAGAGAGCUAUAAAUUUGGCUGUGGUAGUGAUCCUGGUCUUUACUUUGUGCUUUGCUCCCAACAACAUCCUGUUGUUUGCUCACGGAGUCAUGAGGCUCUUCUAUGGUCAGUCCCUUUACAUGUACUACAAACUAACCCUCUGUUUUAGCUGCAUCAAUAGCUGCCUCGAUCCCUUCAUUUACUACUUUGCUUCUAAGGAUUUCAGGCAAAAGCUGAGACGCAUAAUGAAGCUGAAGAGCCAGAGCAGUGCAGACUCGAUGAGGACUGAUCGUAAAGACAGUAUGCACUCAGCACAUUUCACCUUUGAUGGCCACGAUAAAGACCUCACCAAAUUAUCGCUGGUAGCACAGAACAGCAAUUAA
Xyrichtys novacula (pearly razorfish) is the source of this 11064-nucleotide messenger RNA. NCBI's taxonomy places the organism in Eukaryota, Metazoa, Chordata, Actinopteri, Labriformes, Labridae. The record is from the annotation of a GenBank genome assembly.